Messenger RNA from Podarcis raffonei (Aeolian wall lizard), 1425 nucleotides. Its product is annotated as immunoglobulin superfamily member 1-like. Gene Ontology annotation, cellular component: plasma membrane. The record is from RefSeq and is a predicted model, not a curated record. NCBI's taxonomy places the organism in Eukaryota, Metazoa, Chordata, Lepidosauria, Squamata, Lacertidae. Bases 307 to 1374 code for a protein of 355 amino acids. The transcript has 5 exons.
GUGGUUUUUUAGGUGGCGUAGAGGUGAUGACCAUGCUAUCGGUCACAGAGAAAUUGUACCGGUAAGGGAAGAAGGAUAUUACAGAGGGUUGCUGGGCUUUAGAAGAUGCAGUCAUUCCCUGCAUCUUCAGUCAGUUGAUGGAAGGCGCUGAGGCAAAAUAGGACAAUCUACCAGCAGCAGAGCCCUCACCAUGAAGUUUUCUUUCUCCAUCAUCUUUUUGGGUUGGUAUUGUAGAGGGGGAAAUAGGAGGCUGGAAGGACCAGAGAACGGGAUGCUCGUUUCUGUUGCUCAGUUAUCUUUCCACUAAUGGAAUCAUCUGUUUUUCCAGGAUGGUGGCUGACUGGGAAGACAUUGAAAGGACAAUCUUAUCCCAAGCCUUCCAUCUCAGUGGUCCCCAGUAAAAUUGUCCCCCUGGGAGGCAAUGCUACCAUCCGCUGCAAGGUGCGCAGGGAAGACUACGCACAAGCAACAUUUGUUCUGUUCAGAGAACUGGAUUCGUCUUUGCAUGCUUCAGUAGUCAAGAAGUCAGAGUGGAAUGAGGUUGCAUUUUUCUUUGCCAGUGUCAAACUAUCAGAUGGUGGGAACUACCGGUGCCGAUAUUGCUUCAACUCUUUCUCUGGCGACAGCUGCUCACCUUUAAGUGACAGAGUAAAGAUCAAGAUAAGAGCUCUGCAUUUUCCCAAGCCUUCCAUCUCAGUGAGCCCCAGUAAUAUCGUCAAGUUGGGCGGAAAUGUCACGAUCCACUGUAACAGUCAAGGCUACCAAGAUGUAGAGUUCCAACUCUACAAAAAAGUGGGUUCAUCUUUGUUUCAUGUUGUAAUGGAGGAAGACCAGCAAAAACGGGUCAUAUUUGCUAUUGCCAACGCCACACUAUUCCACGGAGGAAUCUACCGGUGUACAUAUUGUUUCAAGUCAACCUUCUGUGAACUGUGCUCAAAUUUCAGCAACAGCAUAUAUAUCUACAUAAGAGAUCCCAGCCUCUCCAAACCAUCCAUCAGAAUGAGACCUGGGGAUCCACUUGCUGAAGGCUUCAAUGUCACCAUCGAGUGUCACGGACCAGAGAAUGGCCUGAACUUUUCUUUGCACAAGUCCAGCAACCUGAUAGCAUGGCAGAUGGCAGAAUCAGAUGGAAACACGUCUGAGUUCUCUCUUUCCAUGAUCAGGCUGGAGGAUGAAGGGAAUUAUACCUGUCAGUAUCACCGCAGAGGACAUGCCUUUCAGUGGUCGGAGCCAAGUGACGCAGUGGGGUUGGAACUUGUGACAGCAAACACUUUUACAUCCAUGGAGAUCAACAUCCGCCUGGGCGUUGCUGGCUUGGUGCUGCUUUCCUUGGUGCUGAUCGUGGCUGAGUUCAUGUGCAGCAGGCAAGGCUGAGAAGCUCUGACUCGACUCAGUUCCACAAGUCAAGACCCUUCCGUGAGACAU